Molecule: messenger RNA, 2269 nt
Organism: Mus musculus (house mouse)
Lineage: Eukaryota; Metazoa; Chordata; Mammalia; Rodentia; Muridae
Gene: Adrb2
Product: adrenergic receptor, beta 2
Exons: 1
Coding region: 230-1486 (418 amino acids)
Biological process (GO): heat generation; negative regulation of multicellular organism growth; positive regulation of autophagosome maturation
Cellular component (GO): signaling receptor complex; membrane; plasma membrane
Molecular function (GO): beta-adrenergic receptor activity; amyloid-beta binding; norepinephrine binding
Source: RefSeq, marked reviewed
GGCGCACUGCAAGGCUGCUUCUCAGGCAUUCAGGCUGCGGCUGCAGGCACCGCGAGCCCGGAGCACCCACGAGCUGAGUGUGCAGGACGCACCCCAGCACAGCCACCUACGGCCGCUGAAUGAAGCUUCCAGGAGUCCGCCCCCGGCCGGCUGCGCCCCGUCGGAGGUGCACCCGCUGAGAGCGCCUGGGCACCGAAAGCCGGUGCGCUCACCUGCUAACCUGCCAGCCAUGGGGCCACACGGGAACGACAGCGACUUCUUGCUGGCACCCAACGGAAGCCGAGCGCCAGACCACGACGUCACUCAGGAACGGGACGAAGCGUGGGUUGUGGGCAUGGCCAUCCUCAUGUCGGUUAUCGUCCUGGCCAUCGUGUUUGGCAACGUGCUGGUCAUCACAGCCAUUGCCAAGUUCGAGCGACUACAAACCGUCACCAACUACUUCAUAAUCUCCUUGGCGUGUGCUGAUCUAGUCAUGGGCCUAGCGGUGGUGCCGUUUGGGGCCAGUCACAUCCUUAUGAAAAUGUGGAAUUUUGGCAACUUCUGGUGCGAGUUCUGGACUUCCAUUGAUGUGUUGUGCGUCACAGCCAGCAUCGAGACCCUGUGCGUGAUUGCAGUGGAUCGCUAUGUUGCUAUCACAUCGCCCUUCAAGUACCAGAGCCUGCUGACCAAGAAUAAGGCCCGAGUGGUCAUCCUGAUGGUAUGGAUUGUAUCUGGCCUUACCUCCUUUUUGCCUAUCCAGAUGCACUGGUACCGUGCCACCCACAAGAAAGCUAUCGAUUGUUACACCGAGGAGACUUGCUGUGACUUCUUCACGAACCAGGCCUACGCCAUCGCGUCCUCGAUUGUGUCUUUCUACGUGCCCCUGGUGGUGAUGGUCUUUGUCUAUUCCCGGGUCUUCCAGGUGGCCAAAAGGCAGCUGCAGAAGAUAGACAAAUCUGAAGGAAGAUUCCACGCCCAAAACCUCAGCCAGGUGGAGCAGGAUGGGCGGAGCGGCCACGGACUCCGAAGGUCCUCCAAGUUCUGCUUGAAAGAGCACAAAGCCCUCAAGACUUUAGGCAUCAUCAUGGGCACAUUCACCCUCUGCUGGCUGCCCUUCUUCAUUGUCAAUAUCGUGCACGUUAUCAGGGACAACCUCAUCCCUAAGGAAGUUUACAUCCUCCUUAACUGGUUGGGCUACGUCAACUCUGCCUUCAAUCCUCUUAUCUACUGUCGGAGUCCAGAUUUCAGGAUUGCCUUUCAAGAGCUUCUGUGCCUUCGCAGGUCUUCUUCGAAAACCUAUGGGAACGGCUACUCUAGCAAUAGCAACGGCAGAACGGACUACACAGGGGAGCCAAACACUUGUCAGCUGGGGCAGGAGAGAGAACAGGAACUGCUGUGUGAGGAUCCCCCAGGCAUGGAAGGCUUUGUGAACUGUCAAGGUACUGUGCCUAGCCUUAGCGUUGACUCCCAAGGAAGGAACUGUAGUACAAAUGACUCGCCACUGUAAUACAGGCUUUCUACUCUCUAAGACCCCUCCUUGACAGGACACUAACCAGACUAUUUAACUUGAGUGUAAUAACUUUAGAAUAAAAUUGUAUAGAGAUUUGCAGAAGGGGAGGCACAUCCUUCUGCCUUUUUUUAAAUUUUAUUUUAUUUUUUAAGCUGCAAACAAGAGAGAGAAACUGUAUUUGAGUGCUUAUUGUUUUCUUGUAUAGUUCAGUUCCUCUUUGUAUGGAACUUAAAGGUUUCUGUCUGAAGAGUGUUGGUUCUGGAGGACUGAGUCUGUCUGUCUGUCUGUCUGGAUGAUGUUUUCAUGUAUCUACCUCACUGGUCAAGUAUUAAGAAUGAUAUAUAUUGCUGCUGGAAAUCCAUAUCUAAAGGAGAGAGUUUUCUUCCUGUACCCUUGGACUUGAAAUAUCCUGUGUCUUGGACCUUUCUGCUGUGACAAUGGGCCCUUUCUCUCUCACUCCACUUAUUUACUCAAAUGGAGUGUUGCAGGCAGGGAUUUGAGGGACAACAUCAGUUGUUUUGUUUUUGUUUUUGUUUUUGUUUUUUUGUUUGUUUGGUUCGUUUUUGGUUUGUUGUUGUUUUUUGGGGUUUUGUUUUUGUUUUUGUUUUUUUGGGUUUUUUUUUUUUUUUUGCUGAGAAAAGUCUAAAGUUUACAGUAAAUAAAUUGUUUAACCAUGACUUCAUUGCACCCGUUUCUUCAAAACCUCUUGACUCUGGAGUGUCCUUGUCUCUCCCACUGGAAACCACAGGUAAACUAUGUGUCGUGACCGAUGAGUGGCUU